Molecule: messenger RNA, 2105 nt
Organism: Aphis gossypii (cotton aphid)
Lineage: Eukaryota; Metazoa; Arthropoda; Insecta; Hemiptera; Aphididae
Product: multiple inositol polyphosphate phosphatase 1-like
Exons: 10
Coding region: 547-1854 (435 amino acids)
Molecular function (GO): inositol phosphate phosphatase activity; acid phosphatase activity
Source: RefSeq, a predicted model, not a curated record
CUGAGUAUAAAACAAAUGAAUCGUGAUAAAUUAAUAAUGAGCUGAACAUAUUUCAUCUAUUCUGUGCAUAUUUCAUGUAUUCUGUGUGUAAGAUCAAGGUUAAUGAAUACCUGUAUUUAGAAUUUAGACUACUCAAUGUCGAGAAAGCCGUUAUUAUCACUUAUCAUCAAGGAAUUAACAUUUUAAUAUUUACAUAAGAUAAUAUUAUCUAUCUAUGAUUAUUAACCGUAGAUCAUAAUAUACAUUAACAUAAUAUAUUAUAUGAUCUAAGUUAUUAACUAUGUGAGCUAAACAAGUCGUGGAUAGGUACUAGUAAAACUACUAACUAGUGUCUAUAAUAUAGUUGUUGUAAAUAAUAUUAUAAUAGUUUUUAUUGUCCUGUGCUGUAACUUAAUCAUCUGACUAUUUAUUAAAUGUAUAACCGUGUGCUACAGCAUAAUAACAAUUUAACAUUUGUCAUUUAGUUAGUAUAUAGAGUACUGUAAGGUGUGUAUUGACUCAGUUACUUAUUUCUAAAACUAGCCACCUGUGGAUAUUGUUCACACCAUGUUAGUUCUAGUCAUAACAAUAUUGUGCAGCUUGAUUUUUGGCCAUAUAAAAAGUGAAGAUCAGUGUAAUGGCUUGUACAGUAAUUAUUUUCAACAUUUGUCAACAAAAACUCCAUAUAGAUUUGUGGCAAACCAUAACACAGAACCAAUCAACUUUGAAGGUUGUAAGGCAUGGAAAAUUUGGCUUGUUCAAAGGCACGGUACAAGGACACCUGGUAAAGAAUUAGAUCAGUUUGUCAAAAACAGAUUACCUGAAAUUCAAAAAGACAUAGUAAACAAUUUGAUUGAGUGCAAGCUAUGCAAUGAAGAUGAAAUAAAAUCAUGGACUUCCCACAAAGAAUUAGAUAAUCAAAAGAGAUUAACCGAGGAAGGAGAGGAUGAACUUCUAUCAAUUGCGGAACGUAUGCAACUUAGAUUUCCUAAUUUAUUGAAUCAACCGUUUGAAAACACAAACUUUUUGUUUAGAUUUACUGAUACUCAAAGAACAAAAGUAAGUGCCAAACAAUUUGCAACAGGAUUGUUUGGGCGCAAUGAGGUUAAAAAAGUAGUAUUUGAAGAACCAUUAGCUAAAGACCCAUUAUUAAGAUUUUAUAAAGUUUGCCAAAAAUGGAGAAAGGAAGUUAAAAAAUCGUCUACAGCAUCAAUUGAAUACCAAAAAUUUAUAGAAAGUCAAUUAACUAACAACACUUUGAAGAGUUUAUCUUCGAGACUUGGACUUGAUUACACAUUGACAUUUAAUGAUGCCAAGAAUAUGUAUACAUACUGUGCUUUUGAAACAGCAUGGGAGAAAAAUAAAGUUUCACCGUGGUGUUCAAUUUUUAAUAAAUCUGAUUUAAUGCUUUUAGAAUAUAGUGAAGAUUUGAAGUACUAUUUGAUAGAUGGUUAUGCUUAUGAGUUAUCAUACAAACAAGCAUGUGUUUUAUUAAAAAAUGCAAUUGAAUAUUUUGACGAUCCACAUUUAACUAGCAAAAAUGGUAUUUUCUAUUUUACCCAUUCAGGAACAAUUUUGAAAAUGCUUGGAUUAUUAGGUCUGUAUAAAGAUGAACAUAAAUUAAAGCAUGACAAUUAUUUUGAAAUGGAGAAUCGGCAGUGGAGAACUUCAAAAAUUGAUGCAUUUGGUUCAAACAUUGCAUUUGUUUUAUACAAAUGUAAUAAUAAUGAAACUAAGAUAUUAACAUUACAUCAAGAAAAAAUUGUCCAUCUUGAUGGUUGUGAAGAUGGCCUUUGUUCUUACGACAGAUUUAAACAGCUAUUUGCAACAGAAAUCCAAAACUGUGAUUUUGAUAAAAUGUGUAAUAUUGACUAAAUUGUUUAAUAUUUAAGUUUACUUAUUUUAUUUAUUUUAUGUAAAUGCCAUUUUUUUUCUUUUUAGUUUUAAGUUAUUUUAAAUUAAUUAACUACAACAAAACAAUAUUACCAAUUAUUUUGUAAGGGUACUCAAUUUUUAAAAAAACAAAUUUACAAUUUUAUUUUUGUAUUUUUGUGUGAAUUAUUAUUAUAUUAUAUUAUAUUUUAAUUACAAUUAAAUUGUAUUGAAAAUAAAUCAUUUAAAUCAUA